Messenger RNA from Ectocarpus siliculosus, 1208 nucleotides. The record is from the annotation of a GenBank genome assembly. NCBI's taxonomy places the organism in Eukaryota, Phaeophyceae, Ectocarpales, Ectocarpaceae.
AACGCAGCUUGUGCUUCCGUCACUUUGGCUCCACGCGCGGCAGCUCCGACGGAAGCUGUAAGAACCGCACAUGAGGAUCGCCUUGCUCUCUCUUGCAGCACUCCGGUGCUCUCCCUUUAGCGCCACCGUGCAAGCUUUCGCCACGCCUGUCUCCUCCUUGAGUGCGGCGAACAGAGUUGAUAUCCGAAGCCUUAACGCAAGCGCGGGCAUGUCCACUACUACAGCGGGACGCGGCGAGGACGUCGCCGAAAUCGAGAUCAUGUACUGCGGAGGAUGAGGCUACGUGCGGUUUUACAACCGCCUGACGCCCCAGCUGGAGGCGGUGUUCGGCGACCGCAUCAGCUUCAUCCAGACCGAGGACCCCGGGGUCACCGGGCGCUUCGAGGUGGUGCUGCGCAACACCGGGGAGCUGCUGCACAGCAAGAAGACCCGCGGCCAGGGCCGCUGCGAGGACCCCCGCGAGGUGCAGGCCCUGGUCGACCAAAUCCAGAAGUUCUUGGACUCUUCGUAGACCAAUCAGAUCGUCGAUGAAGGCCCGGGGACCGUUCCUUGACGUGGUUGACUGUUCCUAGACCGUUGCUCUGGACUACUGCAAAUAUUGAGGGUCGCACGCGGGAAAGCUAGGGGUGUACGGGGGUAUUGUAGAGCUGCGCACGAUAGCCCUACCGGGAGUUGUCUGUGUGAUGGCGGUGGGGUUGGGUGUGGACUUGGUGCAUUUUCGCUCUGCUCUGCGUGCACACGCGAGGCACACCGUGUCACACGACCAUCAGGCAGGGUCGCGCAACGACAGAUGAGCCAGCAACUCUCUCUUUGUUUCCGUGCGCUUCCCCUCUCUUGGCUAUUUCCAGCCGUUCCGCCUUGCGCCGCGGCCAAUGUCGGCUUGCCGAGGCGAGCAGUAGUGGAUUCGAAGUUGCAGAGCUUCGGCGAGUGAUCAAGCGGCGUACGUGGCGAUUGUUGGUCUUUGGGAUCGGGUCGGGGCUGCUGGCGGUACGAAGGGGGGAGACGAUAAACUUGACAUGUUGGGGGAAAGCUAGGCGAGGGAAUGACGGAUCCAGCGAAAACGGAGUUUGAUUCCGUCGCUUGGGUCUCGAGAUACUCGUCGCUUGACCUCUUUGUUGCCCAGUGUUGUCUCCCUCCUUCUUGCUGGUCAAGGUGUAAAUUGUUGCGUUGAGAGAGAUGCGCUCGGUGAGAGUGCACCUAUCGUUUUU